AUGGAUUACUUCACCCGCAACCACCCACAGGGCCAGCUUCCGAACCAGCAAGCUCAGCAGCCCAACAAUAACCAAGCCCGAGGCCAGAUGCAACCGCCGAGCUCGAUCCAGAUCCCUGUAACCGCUGGAUCGAACGUGAUGAACGGUCAAGCCAUGGUGAACGGCAAUACCCUUGACGAUAUGGUUCGUGAGAAUGAGAACGCUAUUCUCCGACGGCGAAGUAUGCCGCAGCAGCCUUUUGGAGACGACGGUGCUGAGGUGGCCCCUCGUCGCAUGUCAACGGCUGGUACGGGCGAUAUGUUGAAUUUCGGUGGAAACGAUGCAAUUCGAAACUAUCAGUACAACCAACAGACGACUCCCCUAUCAGCCUUGGAUACUGCCAAUCUUGGCCUUCCUGACACGCUCCCUGGCAGCAUGAGCGAUUACAUGGCCGACCCUUCCGAUUAUUCGAACCUUUCUCCAGAUAUGAUGGGUUCCAUGAUCCCAUCCACCUUUGCCAACAUGAAUAUGGGCCCAAUACCAGGCGAGUCCCAUAAUGUGAACAUGUUUUCAGGAUCUAUGGGCGGACCGUAUGCAUCUGGCCAGCUAGGCGGAUUAAGACAAGAUUUCUCCCUGGAUAUGAACGUCGACGGUCAGUUCAUGACCCCUACGAAUGUCACCGGUGGAGUCAUGUCUGAAUCUGGGGACACCAUGAUGCCAGUUUCUCAGCCUUUAAAUACCAUGGAUCACACUAAUCAACAGGUGACUAUGAGCCUUGAUCCUCAGUUGGGCGACUUUGGUAAUAAUACCGGAUUAUCACAUAAUGUAUCCUCCACCGGUUCAAUAAUUCCCCCGGGACAGGGCACAUCUUCUACUGGAAUAACCCACCCAAAUUCAUCCUCUGAUAUGGCCACUUCCGCAGUUGUGGCUCCAGCGGCGCCCCCGGGCAUGAGAAAAAACACCUACUCGAAAAGUGGAUUUGAUAUGAUGAAAGCUCUGUGGCUUGUAUCGACCCGCAAGGACCCGAAAGUUCACCUCGGUGCUGUGGAUUUGUCGUGCGCAUUUGUCGUCUGCGAUGUCACUAUGAAUGACUGCCCUAUUGUUUAUGUUUCAGACAAUUUUCAAAACUUAACGGGGUACAGUCGACAUGAGAUUGUGGGCCAAAACUGUCGGUUCUUGCAGGCUCCAAAUGGAAAGGUGCAGGCCGGUGUCAAACGAGAGUUUGUUGACGACAAAGCAGUGUAUAACCUUAAGCGGACGAUUCAAGAGGGCUGUGAAGUCCAGCAAAGCUUGAUCAACUAUCGCAAGGGCGGGAAACCUUUCCUCAAUCUCUUGACAAUGAUUCCAAUCCCUUGGGAUUCAACCGAGAUCAAAUAUAUCAUCGGCUUCCAGAUUGACCUUGUCGAGUGCCCGGAUGCAAUCACAUCAAAUCAAGAGCGUGGCGGUCUUAAGAUUAAUUACAAACAUUCCGACAUUGGCCAGUACAUCUGGCAACCUCCUUCUCUAGCCCAGAUGGAACACGAAAACGGCCAGACACUCGGCCUUGAUGAUGUUUCUACUCUUCUACAGCAGUUCAACCCCAGCGGGCUGGUUUCGGACUGGCAUAAACAAUCAUGGGAUAAGAUGCUGUUGGAAAACACGGAUGAUAUGAUCCAUGUUUUGUCCUUGAAAGGCCUGUUCCUCUACCUGUCACCCGCAUGCAAACGAAUUCUUGAAUACGAUCCCAACGAAUUGCUCGGGAACGCACUGUCUACCGUUUGCCACCCGUCCGACAUAGUUCCUGUUACGCGAGAACUGAAAGACGCACCCCCCGGAGGCUCGGUUGACAUCGUAUAUCGAAUCCGCCGGAAGAACAGUGGAUAUACCUGGUUUGAGAGCCAUGGAUCUCUGGUGGUCGAGCAAGGCAAAGGCCGCAAGUGUAUUAUUUUAGUAGGCCGCAAGAGACCUGUCAUUGCUCUGAGCAGGCAAGAUCUAGAGCUCCAUGGCGGAAUCGGAGACAGCGAACUUUGGACGAAGAUGUCAACCUCAGGGAUGUUUCUUUUUGUCUCAUCCAACAUCCGUUCAUUAUUGGACCUGCAACCCGAGUCAUUGGUGGGCACUAGCAUACAGGAUCUGAUGCGCAAGGAAUCCCGACAAGACUUUGGAUACGCUAUCGAGAAGGCAAGAAGGGGCAAAAUUGUCAAUUGUAAACACGAGGUUCAGAACCGACGUGGGCAGGUCCUCCAAGCACAAACAGUGCUCUACCCCGGGGAUGCCACUGAAGGUCAAAAACCGUCAUUCCUUUUAGGCCAGACUAAGCUUAUGAAAGCAUCGUCACGAAGUAUUGCUCCAGCCAGCAGUACCGGGACUGCGAGAUCGGGAUUGAUAACUCGAUCAGACCCAGGCUACGCUCCUGCCACCCCAGCCGCAUCCUCCGCACCCAUUGGCCACGUAUCUCAACCGGCAGGCGGUUGUUUGAUGCCGGGUUCCCAAGAUGCUGCAUUGGCGUCUGAUGACAAUAUGUUUGACGAGCUUCGGACGACAAAGUGCUCCAGCUGGCAGUUUGAGUUGCGGCAGAUGGAGAAGGUGAAUCGUAUUCUCGCAGAAGAGCUCGGCGGGUUGCUCUCGAAUAAGAAGAAACGAAAGAGAAGAAAGGGGGCUGGCAAUGUGGUCCGAGACUGUGCCAAUUGCCACACUAGGAAUACCCCAGAGUGGCGAAGAGGACCCAGCGGCCAGAGAGAUCUGUGCAAUAGUUGUGGUCUGCGUUGGGCUAAACAGGUUGGCCGUGUUUCAUCGAGACACUCGGCUCGUGGCUCUAAGGAGACCGGCGAGUCCAACAGCAAGAAAUCCCCUUCGCCCCUUCAGACUUCUCCUUUGCACAGACAAAUGUCAGCUGAGACGCCCAACCCGCGAGCUUCGGAUGGAGACAGGAAAACGGGAAAAUCAGCACCCGCGAUCAGUGAGCAGAGCACGCCGAGUGGAGCGUCCUCAGCCGGCAGUAGCAUGCCCCUUUCGACAACUAUGCCCCCACCAAGUCAUUCCUCCUUAUCAGGGAACACUUCCGGGACGGCAAUGACCUCAAUUAGAGAAGAACGCGAGUCCAAUCUGCAGAUUUGA
Clonostachys rhizophaga is the source of this 3075-nucleotide messenger RNA. The record is from the annotation of a GenBank genome assembly. Lineage: Eukaryota; Fungi; Ascomycota; Sordariomycetes; Hypocreales; Bionectriaceae.